AAGUCAAUUAAAGAGCCAGGACUAUGUGUUCAUAGUACAAAAGGUAUUAGAUACUUUAUGGGGAAAACUACUCACUUUUUUCUUACUUAGGCUUACAGAAGUCUACCUCCCAUGGAUAUUUGUAAAACCAGCUUUCUUGUUACUCCCUGAAAGUCUAGGUGACCCAUCCCACAUACCUUCUCAGUUUCGAUUGCUGCAGUCUUCCUUCUGGACAAAGCAACAUAUCAUUACUCUCUUCAAUUACACGUUCUUGUAGCAGGUUUGACAAAUGACAACACUGAGAAGUUUAACUUAAGUAUCUUUCCACUUGCCCCUCUUAAGUUUCUCUUGCUGCUCUUACUCAUAGUCCUUCCUGAUUCGUUUCAUUUAAGGAUGUUUGAAGAGUUGCAACUUUCCUCUCUUCCAAAAUAUUUGUCGUAGGAGAGGUUCCUGCCACCCCCUGCCCCGAGGCUUUAGCUAAGCCUGACAACUGCUUCUCAGCUGGCCAUCCUGGAAGGUAUUUCCAUGAAUGCUGCUGUCAUGGCCUGAAGAUGACAAGGCAAAGACCUCAUUCUUGAGGAGCCUGCGGUCUGGUCUUGAAGGCCCCCAGGAGAUAAUCUAAGGUGGUUUUCAGGAAUUCUAUCUAGCAUAGUGUUCUAAGACUUUCUGCAACAGAAUCAGUAGGUUGCCUUUUAAAAUGCAGAUCCCACCAGACCUAUUAAAUUAGCCUUUCCGAUGGACAAGACCUUAGGAAUCUGCAAUUUUUUAUUUGAUUCUUUCAUACCUUCACUGCAACGAAGAGCUAAGAUCGAGAGCCUAGGCCAGUCUCAUCAAAGCAUAGGUUAAAUGGGGUAUAAGAGGGGGCCUUCAGAGUUCCCUGGCGUGGGGACUGUUUGGACUCCUAAGGGCCUUGGCUGGGUCAGACAAGAGAAAUAGGUCAGAGAGGCCUUUACACAAGUGCUGACAUGACACAGUGCAGCCUCUUACCAACCCAUCCUAGCUCCUGAACAGCUUCCUGGGCCUGAGGUGUGUCUACUGCUUAUCGUGGUCCUCAGCCCCUGUACAGGUUGCAAAAAUGAGUUCUGGGUCUCUGUCCCACACAGGCUCCCGGGAUCCUAUUGACUGUCCCCAGAUCGAGGGCUAAAGAGGAAAAAUGAGCAAGGAGCUCAUUCAUUAAACCCCACUCAUUUGUUUCCAUAAAAAAAUAAAGGCGUGGUGGGGAUGGAAGGGGGUAUGCGGGAACUCUACUUUCCACUCAGCUUUGCUGUGAACGUAAAACAUCUCUUAAAAAGUCUCGUGUGUGUGUGUGUGUGUGUGUGUGUGUAUUCACAGAGGGGAUGCCAGCUUCUGGAGAUGAGAAAGUGACAGUAUGAUGGGAAACCAGAUCAUUUGGAUAGAGUGUACAGAACACACAGAAUGAUGGCGGUUUGGUGAGCCUCAUACAGGAUCUUUAGUGUGUAACUAACACCUACUGUGCUCUGGCCACUUUCAUAUACUUCUGAUGUUUUAUCCUCAGCACAGUCGUAGGUAGCAUCAUCAUCCCUUGUUUCAUAGACCAGGGACCUGAGGUUCAGAUUACUCUGAUUUCCCCACAGUCACCUAGCAAAUGUGUGAGUAGUAGAGCCCAGAGUCACACUCAAGCCCUCUGACCUUAUGCCCCUGGCUCUCCUCCCUCCACCACUGCUGCCUUUCACUUCAUCUGUACUUCUCUCAUAGGCAAGAGAGCUCUGAAAGGGGCAAGCGCUAGCCCGACCUAAAAAUAACUUACAUCUAUCUACACUCUGCUAAGCACUUUGCACAGAUUACCUCUUUGAAUCCUCACAACAACCCUAUGGCUGUUGUCAUCUCCAUUUUACAGAUGAGGAAACAGACCUGAGAGAGCCUGUGAUGUGUUAGAAGUCACACAGCCAGUUGGUGAUGGAGUCAAAAGUGAACCAGGGGUCCAGCUCCCUCCACUGCUACUGAGGGAGUGGAGAGGAUGGGGCCGCCCCCACAGGGUCCAGAUGACAAGGCUUUACAACUCAUGAAAAUCUUCCUCUGGAGCCCAGCCUCGGGGUGGCCCAGCAUGGAGGCAGCCACAGCUCCGGAGGUGGCCCUGGGAUCGACCCUGAAGGUGAAGGAAGCCAGCCCAGCCGAUGCUGACCGACCCCAGGCCUCACCUCAGCGGGGGGCCGGCAGCGCCACUCCCCAGCUCCUGCCCCCCAUAGAAGGAGGCUCACCAUCCCCUGCUCUCUCUUUCCAUCACUCAGAGCACCCCAAGAUCUGGCUCCCCCAGGCCCUGAGGCAGACCUACAUCCGGAAGGUUGGAGACACUGUGAACCUACUAAUCCCAUUCCAGGGUAGACCCAAACCUCGAGCCAUCUGGACACAUGAUGGCUGCGCCUUGGACACCAGUCGUGUGAGUGUGCGGAAUGGGGACCAUGACUCCAUCCUCUUCAUCCGAGAGGCCCAGCGUGCCGACUCGGGUCGCUACCAGCUCAGUGUGCAGCUGGGCAGGCUGGAGGCCACUGCCACCAUUGACAUCCCGGUGAUCGAGAGGCCGGGCCCUCCUCAGAGUAUCAAGCUGGUGGAUGUCUGGGGCUCCAGCGCUGCCCUGGAGUGGACACCACCCCGAGACACGGGCAACGCGGCACUCCUAGGAUACACGGUGCAGAAGGCUGACACUAAGUCUGGGCUGUGGUUCACGGUGCAGGAGCGCUGUCACCGCACCAGCUGCACAGUCUCCAACCUCAUCGUCGGCAACUCCUAUGCUUUUCGAGUCUUUGCUGAGAACCCGUGUGGGCUCAGUGAGACAGCCCCUAUCGCUGCCGACCUGGCCCACAUCCAGAAAGCAGCUACCGUUCACAAGACCAAGGGUUUUGCUCAGCGAGAUUUCUCUGAAGCCCAGAAGUUCACCCAGCCUCUGGCGGACUGCACUACAGUCAUUGGCUACGACACCCAGCUCUUCUGCUGCGUCCGCGCCUCGCCCAAGCCGAAGAUCAUCUGGCUGAAGAACAAGAUGGAUAUUCAAGGCAACCCCAAGCACAGAGCCCUCACCCACCUGGGAAUCUGCUCCCUAGAAAUCCGCAAGCCUGUUCCCUUUGACGGGGGCAUCUGCACGUGCAAGGCGGUUAAUCCCCUGGGGGAGGCGUCCGUGGACUGUCGGGUAGAUGUGAAAGACUAAUUAGCACCAUGGACUCCCGAAAAACCUGGAAGUAUAUCCCUUCCCAAUGCUCCAAAAGAAGGUUUCCCAGAGAUUUUAACAGUGAAAAAUGUCUAAAUUCUUGCAGCUCCUAACUGAGGCACCAUAAGAGGACAUGGGCAAUUCUGAGGAAGGAAGCCUGACUGUGGUGAGAUUGUGUUCUUAAGGAGCUCCAGCACAGUGUCUGGUUUGCACUAAUCUAAAUAAAGAGGAGCCACGGUUGAAUUUGAACCCAAAUUUCCCUGUCUGAAAAGCCCGUUGUUUUCUUCACACCUCGGGUGCCUCAAGUUCCAAAUGUUCUUGCCUAAAAAGCCGAUGGAAGAUGCACUUCUUAGAGAACCUCAAUAUACUUAAAAUAUGAAUGUUCAAUUGCUUCCGAAAUUUUGGAAAAAUCAGAACUGAGGAAUCCGGCAGAUCUGCUUCCAAAAGGAGUGAGCCCAAGGAAACGUCUUUUCUCAGACAGAGCGUUCGUUUUAGGGCGGACGGCCGUGAGAGGCGUCAAAGGAGGGGGCGCAGCAGAGGGGGUGGCAGGGCGCGAAGCCCUCACUCAUUGGCCCAUUAUCUCGCGCGCCGCCGCGAGGCCCCGCCCCUCAAGGUCUCCCGGGCACGCGCGCGCGCUCGCGGCCUCCCCCUGCAGCCCUCCGGAUGGCGCCCACCUUCAGACUUCCGGCCAGCUGCCCCCCACGCCGCUCCGCCCCACGAGGGCGGGGAAUGCUGACCCCCACCAAUCAUUGAGCGUGUAUGGUAAGAUGGGCGGGGCUUGGGAUAUUCGAAAGGCGCCCGCCCCCUCGAAGCUGAUUCCCGGGACUAGAUUGUAGGAGGAAAGCAUCUUCCGCGAGAGCUCAGGCCUAAGCAGACUCUUGCUCCUGUGGCUGGAACAUGGAGGAUUUAGAAGAAGGUGUAAAGUUUAUAGUGGAUGAGACCUUGGACUUUGGAGGGCUGUCACCAUCUGACAGGAGUCGCCCACUUGCAAUCUGUUCCCUGCAUCCAAAAGCCCAGCAUCUUCUCCUCUUGCCCGAUCAACGCCUCCAGUCCGGGGGAAAGCUGGGCCCAGUGGGAGAGCAGCAGCAAG
Molecule: messenger RNA, 4232 nt
Organism: Vicugna pacos (alpaca)
Lineage: Eukaryota; Metazoa; Chordata; Mammalia; Artiodactyla; Camelidae
Source: RefSeq, a predicted model, not a curated record